Messenger RNA from Exophiala dermatitidis NIH/UT8656, 6882 nucleotides. RefSeq lists its product as uncharacterized. Gene Ontology annotation, molecular function: ATP binding; acetyl-CoA carboxylase activity; metal ion binding. The record is from RefSeq and is a predicted model, not a curated record. The transcript has 4 exons. NCBI's taxonomy places the organism in Eukaryota, Fungi, Ascomycota, Eurotiomycetes, Chaetothyriales, Herpotrichiellaceae. Gene Ontology annotation, biological process: fatty acid biosynthetic process. The coding region runs from base 1 to 6882 and encodes 2293 amino acids.
AUGGCUCCCACCGUCAAUGGUGUCAACGGGGCUGCAAGGUCUUCGCUGCCAAACGGCACCGAUGGCACGACCAGCUCCUGGCAGGCGAAGCACAAAAUCGCUUCCCACUUCAUUGGGGGAAACAGCCUAGAGAAUGCCCCUCCCAGCAGAGUCAAGGACUUUGUCCAGGAGCAUGAUGGGCACUCAGUGAUUACAUCUGUUUUGAUCGCGAACAACGGUAUCGCAGCCGUCAAAGAAAUCCGCUCAGUACGAAAAUGGGCAUACGAGACAUUCGGCGAUGAGCGUGCCAUUCAAUUCACGGUGAUGGCUACACCAGAAGAUUUGCAGGCGAACGCAGACUACAUUCGUAUGGCGGAUCAAUAUGUUGAGGUGCCAGGAGGCACGAAUAACAACAAUUAUGCAAACGUCGAGCUGAUUGUUGAUAUCGCUGAGCGUAUGAACGUCCACGCUGUUUGGGCCGGCUGGGGUCACGCCUCAGAAAACCCUAAACUACCAGAGUCGUUGGCAGCGUCGCCAAAGAAGAUCAUAUUCAUCGGCCCUCCAGGGUCCGCGAUGCGAUCUCUGGGUGACAAAAUCUCUUCCACAAUUGUCGCGCAACAUGCUAAAGUACCCUGUAUUCCCUGGUCUGGAGAAGGUGUUGACGAGGUGGAAAUUGACAAGGACGGCAUCGUUACUGUCAAAGACGAAGUCUACGACAAAGGCUGUGUUCAUUCGCCGGAAGAAGGCUUGGAGGCUGCGAGGAAGAUUGGAUUCCCCGUGAUGGUCAAGGCUUCAGAAGGAGGAGGUGGUAAAGGUAUCCGAAAAGUCGAGAAUGAAGAGGACUUUGUCUCCUUGUACAACGCGGCGGCCAACGAAAUCCCUGGUUCUCCCAUCUUCAUCAUGAAGCUUGCAGGGAACGCCCGUCAUUUGGAGGUGCAGCUUCUGGCGGACCAGUACGGUAACAAUAUCUCCCUCUUCGGCCGAGACUGUUCCGUGCAGCGCAGACAUCAAAAAAUCAUCGAAGAAGCUCCAGUCACAGUCGCAAAGCCAGAGACUUUCCACCAGAUGGAGCAAGCUGCCGUCCGAUUGGGAGAAUUGGUGGGCUAUGUUUCGGCUGGCACGGUUGAGUACCUCUACUCGCACGCGGACGACAAGUUCUACUUCCUUGAGCUGAACCCCCGUCUGCAGGUGGAACAUCCGACGACGGAAAUGGUGAGCGGUGUCAACCUGCCUGCUGCCCAGCUUCAGAUUGCCAUGGGCCUGCCACUUCAUCGGAUUCGCGACAUUCGUCUGUUGUAUGGCGUGGACCCGCACACGUCGACCGAGAUUGACUUUCAUUUCAAGAACGAGGCCAGUCUAAAGACUCAGCGCCGGCCGCGGCCCAAGGGCCAUACUACCGCCUGCCGUAUUACGUCUGAAGAUCCCGGUGAAGGCUUCAAGCCCUCAAGCGGUACCAUGCACGACCUGAACUUCCGCUCCAGUUCCAACGUCUGGGGUUAUUUCUCCGUGUCUUCCAAUUCCAGCAUCCACAGCUUCUCCGACAGCCAGUUUGGUCAUAUCUUUGCAUAUGGCGAGAAUCGAUCUGCCUCCCGAAAGCAUAUGGUCGUUGCUCUAAAAGAAUUGAGCAUCCGAGGUGAUUUCAGAACCACCAUUGAAUACUUGAUCAAGCUGCUGGAGACCCCGGCUUUUGAGGAAAAUACCAUCACCACUGGUUGGCUUGAUGAGUUGAUUUCGAAGAAGCUGACAGCCGAACGCCCCGACCCAAUGCUUGCUGUUCUCGCCGGAGCUCUUACCAAAGCCCACAUUGCAAGUGAGGCCUGCAUUGCUGAGUACCGCAAGGGUUUGGAGAAGGGUCAAGUGCCUCCAAAAGAUUUGCUCAAAACCGUCUUUCCCCUCGAUUUUAUCUACGAGGGCCAGAGGUACAAAUUCACCGCAACCCGAGCAAGUCUGGAUAGUUACCACAUUUUCAUCAACGGCUCAAAAUGUUCGGUUGGAGUGCGAACUCUUGCGGACGGCGGUUUGUUGAUGCUCUUGGCUGGCCGAUCUCACAGCAUUUACUGGAAGGAGGAAGCCACCGCUAUCCGCCUCAGCGUUGAUAGCAAGACCUGCCUCCUUGAGCAGGAGAACGACCCAACUCAGCUCCGGACCCCGUCGCCGGGUAAAUUGGUCAAGUACACUGUGGAGAAUGGCGCUCACGUGAAAGCUGGCCAGCCUUUUGCCGAAGUUGAGGUAAUGAAGAUGUACAUGCCGCUUAUUGCUCAGGAAGACGGUGUUGUACAAUUCAUCAAACAACCAGGAGCCACGCUCGAAGCUGGUGACAUCCUGGGCAUACUAGCACUCGAUGACCCGUCCCGAGUCAAGACUGCAGAGACUUUUACUGGACAGCUCCCGGAUCUUGGUCCUCCACAAGUCGUCGGCAACAAGCCCCACCAGCGUUUCGCGCUUCUUUUCGGCAUCUUGCAGAACAUCUUGAUGGGCUUCGAUAAUCAAGUUAUCAUGGCGUCCACCCUGAAAGAAUUGGUUUCCGUGUUGAGAGACCCAGAAUUGCCUUAUGGCGAAUGGACGGCAAGAGCUUCCGCCCUCCAUUCUAGGACGCCGCAAAAGCUUGAUGCUCAACUUGACCAGAUUGUCGAACGAGCUCAUUCCCGCAAGGCUGAGUUCCCUGCCAAGCAAUUGCAAAAGGCCAUCAACCGUUACAUUGAAGAAAACAUGUCUCCUGCCGAUGGGGCGACCCUUCGCACCACUUUGGCACCUCUCGAGGAAGUUAUCAACCGAUAUGCGGAGGGUCUGAAGGUUCAUGAAUUCUCGGUCUUUACGGGCCUGCUCGACCAAUACUACCAAGUCGAGAAGCUCUUUGCUUCCGGUAGUCACCGCGAUGAGGACGUCAUUCUCAAACUCCGAGAUGAGCACAAGGAUGAUCUCACUUCUGUCGUGUUCACGGUGCUGUCCCAUACGCGUGUUUCAGCGAAGAACAAUCUUAUCAUUGCAAUCCUCGACAUGUACCGACCUAACCAGCCCAAUGUCGGAAACGUGGGCAAGUAUUUCCGACCUUACCUUCGCAAGCUUACCGAGCUCGAGUCGCGUGCUACCGCUAAGGUCGCCUUGAAGGCACGCGAGUUGUUGAUCCUUUGCGCUUUACCCUCCCUAGAGGAGAGAGCUUCGCAGAUGGAGCACAUUCUCAAGUCUUCGGUGGUGGAAUCGAAAUAUGGCGAGACGGGCUGGGAGCACCGUGACCCCGACCUCGAUGUCUUGAAGGAAGUGGUCGACUCACGUUACACGGUCUUCGAUGUUCUCCCGCUAUUCUUCGCGCACCACGACCCUUGGGUCGGUCUCGCUGCCCUUGAAGUGUACAUCCGCCGCGCGUAUCGUGCCUAUACUGUCAAGUCAAUUGAGUAUCACAAUGAUGUGGACCCUCCUUUCUUCAUCUCGUGGGACUUCGUUCUGCGCAAAGUCGGACAAUCUGAGUUUGGCUUGCCAUUGGCGUCCUCAUUCCCGUCUGGACAAGCGACUCCUUCACAGCAGGGCAAUCCAUUCAAGCGCAUCACCUCUGUGAGUGACUUGUCGUACCUUAACAAGGUACAAGGAGGGGAGGAUGAGCCUACUCGGAAGGGCGUCAUCGCACCUUGCCACUACUUGGACGAGGCCGAUGAGACUCUUGCGCGUGCCCUGGAAGCCUUCCCCAAGGCGUCUAAGGACAAACGCCCCAGCCAACCACAACUCCUGCCGACACUGGAUAGUCAGAGAAGACCGCAGCAACAAAAGCCCGAGGUGCCGGAUGACGAAUUGACCAAUGUCGUCAAUAUCGCUAUCCGCGACAUCGAAGGCCUGGAUGAUUCGGAGGUCUUGAAACGUUUGCACAGCCUGAUCGCUGAAUACAAGUCCGAGCUCCUGGCACGCAAGGUCCGCCGUAUCACUUUCAUUUGCGGUCACAAGGAGGGAACUUACCCGGGAUACUUUACUUUCCGUGGCCCGACUUACGAGGAAGACAUGGAUAUCAGACACAAUGAACCAGCCCUUGCGUUCCAACUGGAGCUGGGAAGAUUGUCGAGGUUCAAGAUCAAGCCUAUUUUCACACAAAAUAGGAAUAUCCAUGUUUACGAGGCCAUCGGCAAGGGCGACGAAAGAGAUAAGGUUGUUGACAAGCGCUACUUUACACGCGCCGUUGUCCGUCCUGGUCGAUUGAAGGACGAGAUCCCCACCGCUGAAUACCUGAUCUCAGAGACAGAUCGUCUCGUCAACGACAUCUGUGACGCUCUCGAAAUCAUCGGUAACAACAACUCCGAUUUGAACCAUAUCUUCAUCAACUUUACCCCGACAUUCAAUUUGCAACCCAAAGACGUCGAGGAGCAAAUUGCUGGCUUUCUGGAGCGGUUCUCUCGGAGAUUCCUACGCCUUCGUAUCACCGGCGCGGAAAUCCGAAUCUUGUGCACUGAUCCCGACACUGGGUUGCCAUAUCCUCUUCGUGUUAUGAUCACGAAUACGUCUGGAUAUGUCGUCCAAGUCGAGUCGUAUGUCGAGAGAAAAUCCCGCACCGGCGAGUGGGUUUUCGAGAGUAUUGGCGGUACUACUAAGGUUGGCUCCAUGCAUCUCCGACCAGUUUCCACCCCGUACCCGACCAAGGAAUGGUUGCAGCCCAAGCGUUACAAGGCUCAUUUGAUGGGCACGCAAUAUGUCUACGAUUUCCCCGAACUGUUUAGACAGGCCAUUUCCAAUAGCUGGGCCAAAGCCAUUGCGAAGCAUGCCCCUCUCGCCGAGUCAAGACCGGAGGUUGGGAUGUGCCUUGAGUACAGCGAGCUCAUCCUCGAUGACAACGACAACGUCACCGAGGUGUCGCGCGAGCCCGGUACCAACACCUGCGGUAUGGUUGCAUGGCUGCUAACAGCCAAAACUCCUGAGUACCCCCGAGGUAGACGGUUUGUCAUCAUUGCCAACGACAUCACCUACCAAAUCGGAUCUUUCGGUCCUGUGGAAGACAAGUUCUUCUUCAAGUGCACUGAAUUUGCUAGGAAGCUUGGUAUCCCUCGCAUUUAUCUGUCUGCCAACUCUGGUGCCCGGAUUGGCAUGGCUGAUGAACUCAUCCCGCAUUUCUCCGUGGCCUGGAAUGAUGAAGCACAUCCCGAGGCAGGUUUCAAGUAUCUCUACCUGACGCCCGAGAAGCGGAAGCAACUCAGCAACAAGGAAGUCAUCACUGAACAAGUCUUCGAGGACGGGGAGGAACGGCACAAGAUCACCACGAUCGUCGGGGCCAAAGACGGAUUGGGAGUGGAAUGCUUGCGAGGCUCAGGUCUCAUUGCCGGCGCCACCUCUAGGGCCUAUGAGGACAUCUUCACCAUCACCCUGGUGACUUGUCGCUCUGUGGGUAUUGGUGCAUACCUAGUUCGUCUCGGUCAGCGUGCGAUCCAGAUCGAAGGUCAACCGAUCAUUCUCACCGGUGCCCCUGCCCUGAACAAAGUGUUGGGCAAGGAGGUCUACACCUCUAAUUUGCAACUCGGUGGCACUCAAAUCAUGUACAAGAAUGGUGUCUCUCACAUGACCGCCAGUGACGAUUUCCAGGGUGUUGAGAAGAUCGUUGAAUGGAUGUCAUUCAUCCCUGACAAGAAGGGUCAACCAGUACCGGUGAGCCCAUCGGCUGAUACCUGGGAUCGUGACAUUGGCUUUUAUCCUCCUCCACGACAGCCUUAUGAUGUUCGACACCUCAUCGCCGGCAAGGAAGACGAGGAAGGCUUCGUGUCCGGUUUGUUCGACAAGGACUCUUUCCAGGAGGCCCUCGGCGGCUGGGCACGAACUGUUGUCAUUGGUCGUGCUCGUCUUGGUGGCAUCCCCAUGGGUGUCAUUGGAGUCGAGACUCGCACUGUGGAGAACGUUACUCCCGCUGACCCUGCCAACGCCGACUCCAUGGAGCAGGUUGUCCAGGAAGCUGGAGGUGUCUGGUUCCCCAACUCCGCCUUCAAGACUGCUCAAGCCCUCAAAGACUUCAACUAUGGCGAACAACUUCCCGUCAUGAUCCUCGCCAAUUGGCGUGGUUUCUCCGGUGGCCAACGCGACAUGUACAACGAGGUGCUCAAAUAUGGAUCCUACAUUGUCGAUGCCCUUGUCAAGUAUGAGCAACCAGUCUUCGUCUACAUCCCUCCGUACGGCGAACUUCGUGGUGGAUCAUGGGUCGUGGUCGAUCCUACCAUCAAUCCUGAACAGAUGGAGAUGUACGCUGACGAGGAAUCUCGCGGUGGCGUCUUGGAGCCCGAAGGUAUUGUGGGUAUCAAAUACCGUCGCGAAAAGCAACUUGAAACCAUGGCCCGACUGGAUCCGGUCUAUGGGGAGCUUAAAGCUCAGUCGCUCCGCAAGGACCUUACUCCCGACCAGAUGAACGAGAUCAAGGCCAAGAUGACCGAGCGCGAAAAACUUCUUGAGCCCGUUUACCAGCAGAUUGCCCUUCAAUUUGCCGAUCUCCACGAUCGUGCUGGACGCAUGCAAGCCAAAGGAGCCAUCCGGAUGCCACUCAAAUGGCAGAACGCGAGAAGAUUCUUCUACUGGCGUCUCCGCAGGAGGUUGUCUGAAGAAGUGUUGCUUAAGAAGCUCAGCAGCAGUCAGGCAGCUGGCGGUGCCUCUCCACCAACUAACGGAAUGGCCGCGAGAGAGACUAACCUGGCGUUGCUCAAACACUGGUCUGGCCUGCUGGAUGUCGAGUUUGAGAAGGAUGAUCGCAAGGUGGCUGAGUGGUACGAGAGUCACAGAAAGGAAGUGUACGCCAAGAUCGAUGCGGUCAAGAGCGAGUCAAUCAGUAAGAAGGUUGCCGAUCUGUUGAUGGGCAACAAAGAGGGAGGCUUGAAGGGAGUCCGUGAGGUCCUGAGUCUUGUUCCUACCAGCGAGAGGGAACAGCUGGUCAAGUAUUUGACCGGUGCUUAG